Messenger RNA from Talaromyces stipitatus ATCC 10500, 1306 nucleotides. RefSeq lists its product as uncharacterized. The record is from RefSeq and is a predicted model, not a curated record. NCBI's taxonomy places the organism in Eukaryota, Fungi, Ascomycota, Eurotiomycetes, Eurotiales, Trichocomaceae. The coding region runs from base 1 to 780 and encodes 259 amino acids. The transcript has 3 exons. Gene Ontology annotation, biological process: fungal-type cell wall organization. Gene Ontology annotation, cellular component: cell cortex of cell tip; plasma membrane.
AUGAUCUUCACACUGAAUACGAUAUCCAAGGUGUUUGCCUUGGUAUCGUUCACUCUCAGUACUCUCUGUUUAUUUGCCGGAUCACAGAAAUCGAUCCUGCAAAAUGCGAGUGUCGUGUUGCUCGAUACAUCAGCAUCCGAACCUACCUCAGCCAUCCAGGCAGCAGCGAACAGGACAGCGGCAGAUCUGGGUCUAAAAGACUUCUACGCAAUACACGUUUUGACGUAUUGCGAAGGCAACUUCAAAAGUAGUGUGGAGGGCGGGCUGGAGGUGACAAGCUGCUCAAAGCGCAGAGCGCCCUUCGCAUUCGAUCCGGCCAAAGUGUUCUCUGCAGGGUUCAAGGCUGGAUUCAAUAUAUCUGAUAUAAACUGGCCGGAUAGUAUCACGGACGACUUUGAGGUUAUGGAAAUGACUACCAAAGCCAUGUCAGUGUUAUAUGUCAUUGGAGUGGCAUCAACGGGUGUCGUUUUUCUCAUGGAGAUUCUUCUUACGCAAGCUGGAGGAAAGCCCUCCAUGUUCGCGCAUCUAUUCUUUGUUGUGCUCAGCUUUGUCUGCUUGGGGGUGUCGUCCUCCGUGGCCUCGGGGAUUGCUGUUCAGUUCGUGAAUCUCAUCAACCGACACGGUCAAGGCUUUGGAGUAGUGGCGAAGGGAGGCAGCAGCUUCCUUGGUAUGACAUGGUCUGCUGUUGUACUCUCAUUCCUCACAGUUGUGAUCAGCGUCAUCACGUUGCCGUCCUCUGGCGGCACCCCUAUCUCUGAGAAGGAAAUCGAGGAUGUAUAGAAAGUGACAGUUGCUGAGGAUUGUAUGAUGUUGUACUUAUUUGUGGAUAUGCUAAACUCGAACCAACUUUUACAUCACAGUCGUCCGCUCAGGAUGAAUUUCAGAAAACAGUAGUGCCGUAAAUCAAUAUCGGGCUUCUUUGGGUACACAUGUUAACCAGCCACGGCGAAAAUUAUCGGGAUCGCGAUGCCUUCGGCUAUCUGCGUCGCAGGCAUGUUUCGUUUGUUACUGGCCAGUCGGUGACUGAAUGGUCGAUAAUGGUAGCCCGGUGAACUGAGUUAUUUUGAUCGCAAGACAACCUAGCUUAUAUACCGCUUUGCGGUAUUUAUUUGCGUAAUUUGUCGCACCGAAGAGCCUGUCAGGAUUGAAGCUAAAACGACAUUUUCCCGGGCCUGCGUAACCAGUGGUAGGCUUGUUGUUUCAGGACCUGGAUACCUAGCUAGGUAGGUUUGCUGGUACGAUGUAUCUCCGGUACUGCCGCAACACAAUGGAUGGAUUGGAUUCGUUCCGCUUGCAUCCUAUGUAA